UCUCUGGCUACUGUUUCUCUCUCUCUCUCUCUCUCUUUCCAAAAGGUGUUGCUUUUGUGAUUAUCCUUAUUUGACAAUGCCUGCAGAAGUGAUUCCUGAGAAAACCUUCCAUGGGAUGUAUGCCCAUGUAAAAGAAACCACUUCCAUCUUCUCCAGAAGGUUGGAAGGAAAGAUUGCAAUAGUGACAGGUGGUGCCGGAGGGAUUGGUGCAGCCACCGUGAGGCUAUUUGUCAAACAUGGUGCAAAAGUAGUCAUAGCAGAUAUCAAUGAUGAAUGUGGACUAGCACUCUCUACCUCGUUGUCACCUUUAGCGACAUAUGUUCAUUGUGACGUUAGCCUAGAAGUUGAUGUUCAAAACCUAAUAGACUCCACGGUUGCAUGCUAUGGCCGAAUCGACAUCAUGUUUAACAAUGCUGGUGUGCUCGGUAAUCAAUCCAAGCACAAGAGCAUUGUUAACUUUGAUGUAGAUGAAUUUGACCGAGUAAUGAACGUGAAUGUCAGAGGCGUGGCUCUAGGGAUGAAACAUGCUGCCAGGGUUAUGAUCCCGAGAGGGAGUGGAUGCAUCAUUUCAACCGCUAGUGUGGCGGGUGUCAUGGGCGGCAUGGGUCCACACGCAUACACGGCCUCAAAACACGCGAUUGUAGGUCUAACAAAGAAUAUUGCUUGUGAACUUGGGCGACAUGGGAUUAGGGUUAAUUGUAUUUCGCCUUUUGGGGUCGCAACAUCGAUGCUCGUGAAUGCGUGGAGACACGAGGACGAUGAUGAUAAUGAAGAAGAAGAUGGAAAUGUACAUUUUAGGACACCGAAUGAGAAAGAAAUCAAAGAAACCGAGAGGUUUGUCAGUUCAUUAGGGAACUUGAAGGGUACAACCCUAAAAGCUAAGGACAUAGCCGAAGCAGCCGUUUACCUUGCAAGUGAUGAGUCUAGGUACGUAAGUGGUCAUAACCUUGUUGUAGAUGGUGCGGUUACCACCUCGAAAAAUUGUGUUGAUUUGUAGUAAAUUGCAGUAACUGAUGUUUUGAAUAAUCGUGUGAUUGGUUCUUCAAUCGUAAAGAAAUUGUUGUUUUUAAUCCAAUAUUAGACAUUGCGACAAAAA
Messenger RNA from Lactuca virosa, 1096 nucleotides. NCBI's taxonomy places the organism in Eukaryota, Viridiplantae, Streptophyta, Magnoliopsida, Asterales, Asteraceae. The record is from the annotation of a GenBank genome assembly.